Microthlaspi erraticum is the source of this 1800-nucleotide messenger RNA. Lineage: Eukaryota; Viridiplantae; Streptophyta; Magnoliopsida; Brassicales; Brassicaceae. The record is from the annotation of a GenBank genome assembly.
AUGCGAACUCGAUCGAGUCGGUCAACUGAAGACUUGGUCGAGCUAGACAUUACAACGGGUAGAAAGAGGGUUCAGAGGUCACAGAGGGUACAAGAGGAACCUGAGGUGCUUGUUGCUGAUACAAUGGAUGUACCAGAGGGGAAUGGAAACCCUUUGGGCAAUGGACUCGGUCGAGCUAGGCAAACUCGACCGAUUGGUCAAGGAGAUGCUCCAAACCGCCACCAACAGAGACAAGGGAUUGUUCCACCACCAGUGCAGAACCACAACUUUGAGAUCAAGCUGGGAAUGAUCAACCUUGUCCAGAACAAGAUGUUCCAUGGAUUGCCAAGUGAAGACCCCAUUGACCACCUUGAUGAGUUUGAUAGGCUUUGUGAUUUGACAAAGAUCAAUGGUGUCUCUGAAGAUGCCAUCAAGCUGAGACUCUUUCCUAUGUCUCUAGCUGACAAAGCUCACCAAUGGGAGAAGAGCUUGCCCCAUGGCACAAUCACCACUUGGGAUGAAUGCAAGAAGGCCUUUCUUGCUAAGUUUUUCUCCACCGGUCGCACAGCCAAGCUUAGAGGAGAGAUAUCCAGCUUCAUCCAGCGAAACAAUGAGACAUUCGCAGAGGCUUGGGAGAGGUAUAGGGAGAUGCUAGACACAGCUAGCAAUGGGAACUUCCUCAACCAGGAUGUAGAUGAUGGCUGGCAACUUGUGGAGAACAUAGCUAACUCAAAUGGAAGCUAUGGAGAAGAGUAUGAUCGCACCAACCGGAGCUCGACCCACCACUCGAUCGAGUCAGACGAAAAGUUGAGAAAAGAUGUUAAGGCAUUGAAUGAGAAGUUGGAUAAGCUGAUCCUAGCUCAGUCCACAAUGAAGAAAGUCAACUUUGUGUCUGCUGAGGAGAUGGAACCAGUCCAAGAAGGGGAGGAUACACAAUUUGCUGAGGUGUGCUACAUGAGCAAUGGGCAAGGAGGUUACAACAAAGGAUACUAUAACUACAAGUCCAACCCUGCCAUGUCAUACCGCAACACUGAUGUUGCUAACCCUCAGGACCAAGUAUAUCCUCAACAACAAGCAGCUCGAUCGAGUCAGGUGCCACAACAUGGGUAUGGUCAAAAGAACAAUUACCAAGGACCACAAGGCACUUUCCCUGGACAACAAAUGAAUAUCCCACCAGGCUUCCCCCACCAACCGCCCCAGCCUGCACCUUCACAAGAGAAUGAGCUCAAAGCAAUGCUAAAGCAACUACUUCAAGGGCAAGCUGAUGGGGUAGUGGACACAAGCAAGAAGCUAGCUGAAAUAAACUCUAAGAUCGAGAACCUCAACACAAGGGUUUACUCUCUGGAGAAUCAUGCUUCUUCUGUUGCUGCUGCUACAAAGCAAGGACAACUACCUGGUAAAGCUAUUCAGAACCCCAAGGAACAGUGCAAGGUCAUCUUCACUCAAGAAGGACUUGUUGAAGAAGAGGAUCAAGAAAGGGUCAUUGAAGAUUUUUGUUUACUGCUGAAUGAUGAAGAGAUUGUUGCUGCUGAGGCUCCUGGAGUCCAGAUUGAUCAACCAGAAGUGCAUGCACCUACUGUGGCCAUUCACACUUCACCAGUUGAGCUCGCACGACAAGCUCGAUCGGCAGCUCGAUCGAGUCCAACUCUAGCUCGAUCGAGUCCGACCUCUUCUGUCCGACAGCCUGUUUUGCUUGAUCCUUAUCAACCGGUUGCCGCUUCCUCGUCUCGCCUACUUAGUCAAGGUCACAAGGAAGUGAUUCACAAGUUCAGAAGAGAUCUCAGUGGGAUUGGAAUUGAGUUGCCUCUAUGGAUAGCAUGA